AUGUCAGCAAUAGAUAGACUACAAAAAUGUUUACAAGAACUUGCGAAUUGUCGUCAGAGGAUAAUACAAAAUGUGAAAAGUAAUCUUUUCUUUGACAGCGCUAGCGAGGCUAUUCGAUAUUGUGAAGAUAUUGAACAAAUAACAUUAAAUGAUAUUGACGUUCAAGAACUUGGUCUCGCGUCAAAAUUUCUAUUUGAUUCGAAAACAGGAAUAAUUAAAUUUUUAGUAGACACUGCCCAAAUAAUUGAUUCUACGCUUUCGAAAGCAAAGAUUGCUCUUUUAGAAUUUCUAUUUCUUUAUAUCCAAAAAGUAAGAUCUGAUAUAGGGCCGUAUUCAAUCAAAAUUAAGGACGCGUGUUUCACACUUCAAAAUAAUGACGAGGCUGUUGUACGAGCUGCUUCUUUUAAACCAAUGGUUGCAAUGCUGGAUUCAACUGUACGAAUAAUUAAUCCUGAAAAAAUGCAUAUUGAGGAUAUACUCCAUCGAUAUCUAGAUUAUAUUUUCGUUCAGAGUAAAAAGCAACAAAGUGUUAAAGUCAUGGCAGAAUGUCUUACCACGUUGGGCAUAAUCGUAUAUAGAUUUCCUGAACAUUCCGAACAAAAUCGCGAUAAAAUUUUACGUGUUUUCUUAAACAAGUUAAAAGAUCCGAAUCAUUCAAAUGCAGCAUUUAAAGGCUUACAUUAUUUUUUAUUUAGUUUUCCUGAUUCGUUACAAAAAGUUCAUCAAGAGGAAUAUGUAUUUCAAUGCAUUUUAAGAAGUACUACUAUGGUCGAAAACGAAAGUCAUUAUGAUAUAGCAAAGACUGGAUUUGAUUAUAUAUCUGAUCAUUCAAGUAUAUUUGAGAAUUACUACUUGAAGCAUUAUCGUGAGGUGUGGGAAUGUCUUUGGAAAUGUCGUGAUCACAAAAAUCCAGACAUUGCCGCUUUAUUGAAUUCAAAUUAUAUUGGUCAGCAUGAAAAACAAUGCGUGGAGUUCUUUUUAUCGAUAUUUGUAAACAUAUGGAAGACUAGUAACAUUGAUCAAAAGCAGGAGGUAGAAUCAAAGGACCAGCAAACAAAAGAUCUUUCUAUUGCUGUUCGAGGUGUCGGAUAUUUUGCUGCUCCUGCAAAAAAGUUUAUGGAAGGAGGUAGAUUACAACAAUUAUUCCAGGAUCUGCUUAAACCAAGUUCAUGGGUAGUUUCAAGUAUGGGCUAUAAAGAGACUUCUUUGAAUGUUCAACAAAUACCAUUGUUCGUUGAAGCGUAUUGUUAUAUCGGGCAUGAAUUUGAUGUUAUUUUCGAUGAAUUGAUGGAGGUUAUUGAACGUGAAGUGGGAUUAAUGCUUAUGUAUUACCCACGUUUAAUAUCCGAAUUACGUCUUAGAAGUGCAAAUGCUUAUGAACAAUUAUUAUGGAUGUUAUAUAUGAAAGGACAGGGUGUUUUACAAAAAUUUGUUGCCAAAUCAUAUGCAAUUCAACAUAAAAGUCAGGCUGAUAUUCAAGAAAAUAUUCCUGGAAUUAUUGAUACCGUCACUGAACAUACGUAUCAAGAAAUGUUCAAUUUUUGGGAGCAUAUUUUUAAAGAUUCAACCUUAACAUGGGUUAUUCGACAAAGUGGUCUUUCAUCUGAAGAACCUCAAAAUAAUGAUACUAUUAAAGAAUUUUUUUCUGUACUUUAUGACGAAUUUCUUUCUGUUGUAUUUCGCUUAAUUAGAACUUUAAAUUUCGAUGUUAUAGAUGUAACAUCUAAUGAUACAGUACAAACUACUGAAUCUGGCUCUGAUAGUGUUGAAAAAAAUACGGACUCUAAUUUAAUAGCAAUUGCAGGCUCUGGAGAUCUAGAUAAUUUAAAACCAGUUGUUUCUAAAGAUUUUGUACUUUUUCAAAAUCUUGUAGAUUUCUGGAAGUUAUUUUUGCCAAGGGUCAGACACGAUCUGUUUUCGAGGUGGGUUUAUCUUUCAGGUGAUACCUUGAUAACAUUUUCAACGCAGUAUCCCUAUGUUAGCGGUUUCUACAAGAUGCUGGGGUCAUGUAUGAAGGUGUGCGAAAAUAUAAAGUUUUUUGAUGGUAUUAAAAAAAUAAAUAAUGAGACCGCGAUUCACAGCAUGCAUGAUCAAUUAUCUCCUUCUGCGACUUCAUUACAACGUGCGAGUUACUUUCUUUUCACAAAAUUCCUCAAAGAAGUUUGCGUUCGACUUGACCAAUAUAAAGACGAUCUACUUGCUUCAUGCCUUGAUCUUGUUCUCUCGGCUCCUAGAGAGCUUUGUCAUAUGGAUAUUCUUAUAUCACCAAUACGUAUUGCUUUGAAAUUGGGACAAAGUUAUCAACCACUUGCGAAUAUUGGUUUAAAUGCAAUUGAAAAUUUAUUGGAUAUGAAAGAUUCUCAAAAUAUUAAUAAAUUACUUGGGCAAAUAUUACCACUUUUGAACGAUUAUUUGUUGGUUACUGCUGACACAAUAGACAAUUCUCUUAAAGAAAUUGCUCAAGUUCGUGCAGAUGCACAAUCAUUAACACGUGGAGGUAAAACUGUAGAGCAAGCCAGAAAACAGAAAAUAAGAGCUGUGGAUAAAAAUAAAAAAAGAACUACAGCUGUUGGGGCUGGUCAUUUAAAGAAAAAUGCUGGAUUACAUAAUUUACAAGUACGCAUUCUUCGAAUACUUGGAAGACUCGGUGGAAUUAGUAAAUUGAUUUUUGAACGCAUUGUUGAUAGUGAGGCAAUAAAUCGAACAAAUCAACAACAAAAAAUUCAUGGCUUUAAAGAUCAAAAUUCUUCAAACAAUCUUUUGGCUUGGGAUCCAGAUAAAAAAUUAACAUUUAAUAUUCCAUAUCCGGAUACCAGUGUGGAAAUCUCAAUCGAUGAAUUCCUUCCACGUAUUGUUGAGCUAGCCGAAUCCGCACCUGAUCGAAAAACCAAAGUUUUUGCCUGCGAACUUUUACAUUCUAUUAUGUUGCUUAUGAUUGGAAGGAGUGCGUUUCAAGCUCGCAGUACAGCGGGACCACAAAAGAGUCCAUUUUAUCGUAUAUAUCGCCGAAUAUUUCCAGCACUUUUGCGUUUGGCUAUUGAUACAGAUCAAGUUCCAAGAAAACUAUUUCGUCGUCUUGUAGCACAAAUGAUACAUUGGUUUACAAACAAUGCGCAAUAUGAGAACCCGGAAACUAUUGCGCUAUUACAAUGCUGUCUUGAUGCUAUAUGUGAUACUUGGGGUUCAUUACGAGAUUAUGGCGCAGAAUGCCUUAAUGAGUUCUUGUUAUGGUCAAUUAAACAAUCAUCAGCUCAGCAAAUGGAUGAAAAUCCGAUGAAUAUAAAGUCAUUAUUGAAACGUCUAUAUAAUCUUUCCGCACAUCCUGAUUAUACUAAGCGUCUUGGCGCUUCACUUGCUGUUAAUCAUAUAUAUCGUGUAUAUCGUGAAGAAGAGCCAUUGAUUGAUCAAUUCACAUUUGAAUUAUUAUAUUGGAUUUUAUUCAAUUUGAAACUUUCUGAUCAAGAUCAAGAUGCUAUCGGUACACGACAACAAGCUAUCUCGGCGAUUAGACAUUUGAAAAAAAUAAUUAUUGUUAGAUCAGAUCUGUUUAUAAAUGAAACAGAUACUCGGCGCAAGUUUCCUAAUCUUGAUAAAGCUGACUUAUCGUCUUUGGUUAAAUGGCUAUUUAAUGAAACUUAUAAAUUAGAACGUGAUUAUGCAAACAUGUGUAGAGAAUUAUUUUCUGAAUUUGUGGUGUUCCUAACAGAAUUUAAAAGUGGCUCUCGAUGGGUUUCAUAUGAACUUUCUAAAGAUCCAUUAUUUCUGGCAAAUCUUUAUAAAACAGCAACUCUAUCUUCAUUACCUUCUCAGCACCAUAGUGUGGCUUCUCCAAAAACUAAAGGAUGGUGUUUACGUUUUUUGUGCGUUUUGGAGAAUUAUACGUGGCUGAUAAGAGAAAAAUUCGUGACACCACUGGUAUUAAUUGAAAAUGAACGUUCAAUUUUUCAACAAGCAAUUGACUAUUUUUUAGAAAAAAUGGUGUUAAAUGUUGAUUCUAGUCAUUCAAAUGAUAUAAUGGACGUUGAUAAUGAAAAUAGCUUUAGUUCAUCGAUUAAUUCGGAAAACAUUUUAACUCCUGGUGAAAGACUUCAAUGGUUGAAUCGUGAAGCACGAAUGGUUGAUCGUUUAGUAGAUUUUGUCAUUGCUAUACUUGAAUAUACUAACAAUAAUGAUAUACAAAAUGUAUGGAAUACGAACAUUUUCAGUAAUUUAUUUUUUAAGACAAUAGCCAGAUCUUUAUUCUAUUUCGAAAGUUUGGGAUUGAAUUUGUUAUAUAGUGGUGGAAAUGAACGUGAUAAAUUUACAGAAAAAUUGGAGAAUUUACUGACCUUGUGGAAAAAACGAUCAAGUCCUGAUGAUAUUCAGCGAACUCCAAUGUUUAAAGAAAUUGCCGAAAUUGCGUUUUCAGAUGAUGUUGAUUUACUUUGUAUUGAAAUAGAAAAAUCAGAUCCUGCUAGUUACAUUUAUAUCACGGAUGGUUUUAAAAUUUUGACUACAACAGAGAUUUUCCCAGAACUGUUUGCUUAUAUGCCAUCACAUGUAAUUCGCCAUAAUACUCUACAUGAAUAUACAGUAUUGAUAUGGGAAAAAUUCAAAUCUCUUAGGAAUGUUCAGGAGCCUGUUUGGAUUGACCUUGCAAGUCAUUUGCUUACAUUUGUUUUGAGCAAUAAUCCCGAUGCUUUAAAUCGAUGGCUUCUCAGUGAUAUCUUGGGGUUUCCCAGUCAUAGCUCUCAUGUGAGUUAUCAUGAUGGUAGCCUAUAUUAUCAAAAAUUUUCAUCAAGCAUCAAUGAACACAUCUCUCGUAAUUUCGAAGGAUUUGCUGUUAUGUUUUGUGAGAGUAUUAAUGAUACUAUAGUAAAGGAUGUCAUUUGGGGAGUAAUUGAUUAUCUAUCCUUCAGGAAAAAUCCUAAACAGAUAUCAUCGUUUUUGAAAGAUUUCACUUCGUCAUCGCAUUUCUUGAGUCAGCUUUCGAAAGGCCAACGUUUCUUAUUGAAAUUAUGGAAGGGACUUAUAAAGCUGGACCGAAAUUUAUUAAGGCAUCCGAUUUCAGAUGACUUUAAGCAAUUAUUCUUUAAUACAUACGUAUCGUUCCUGGGAAAGAAUAUAGAACUUGAUUUUAAGUCUGAAGCUUUAGACAUUUUGCCAAUAUUUAUUAAAUCUGACAUGCAAAUUGAAAAGAUUGAAUCAUGUAUUUCAGAGAUUUUGAAUAACCAAUUUCCUUUAUGGUCAUCAGAUUACAAGUCUGGCGGGCCCAGAAAGUAUCCUUUUGAUUCAGACACUGAUCAUAUGAAUGUAUCCGUAAGACUAGAUGAAUAUAUUUCAGUACUUGAUGGAUUACUUAAAGCAAUGGUGCGAUCGAGUAGUGUUAGCCUUUUUAAAAUUUUAGUUCCUAUCUUUGUCCGUGAGAAUGAUCAUAUUUAUAGUGAAGAGUUUUAUCGCAAAUUGGGUGAAUUUGUUUCUAAUCUUCCUCGUUCUAAGUUUGUUGAAACCUUGGAAAUAGCUUUUGGAUAUUUCAUGGAUUCAAAAUUUGCUAAUUUUCAUAGAAACAUAAUUCAAUCAAUCCUAAGUCCUACAUUAAUGCAAGGAACCAGGAUAUUUGUUGUAGAGUUUUACAAAAGGCACAUUAGAGAGUUAAUUAAAAUUAUUGAACAGGAUAUACAUCCAAGAACUGAUUCUGAAAUAAUCUAUGAACUUGAUGCCAAAGCUGGAUCAUUUACUUUAUUACAAAUAUCCUUUAUUGUUUUUGAUACAGACGAUAUUUAUUCGGAAAAGGGUGAAAUUGUUCAAAGUUAUUUUGAAGGAAGAAUUUCAAAGGCAAAAGAACUUACUCGUAUAAUAAUGGACUUUGCACAUAAAAUCAAGUCAAAGAGUGAUAACGAUGAAUAUUCUAAUGAAUCAGUUGUAGAAGCUAAACUGCUACUUAGAUGUGCCGCGUAUAAUGCUCUUGCAGCUGCUAUUUUGUGCACUCAAGAUAACACUGCCAAAAAUACUCCAGUUUUCUAUAAGACAUUUUUAUUUGCUGAUAAUAUUCUCAAAGGAGAAUUUGUAUGGGAAAAUAUUGUUGAUUUGAAGACAAAACAUCAUUUCAGUGCAGACUCAGAGCAACCAUUUUUUAAGACUAAGCUUGACGAUUUUAGAACAAGAACUGGAGGUUUAUCUAAUGAGACAAAAAGUCCCAAUAAUUUAAAAUAUCUUGCAUCACAAUAUUUGGCAGAUUCUAGUGUUUCACAGAAUGCCAAUCUUGAUAGCAUGAUAGAAGAAAUUACUCAAGAAUUUGAUGCGAAUGUACAAAUAGAAAAUAAUGGUUCGGCUCCAAUGGAAGUCGAUGAGCUAGAAAAGACUUUGGAAUUAGAGAUUGACUCGUUUAAUCGCAAUCCUUGUAUGAAAAUGAUUAUCAGAGUAAUUGAACGACUUCACACUGAAAUCACACCACCAAAUACUUCCGAAUCGACACCCAUAUGGAUGAAUGAUUUACAUAAAAAAUUCAAUAAAAAAGAGACACAUCUAAACAUACGCCUAUUUAUUGCUAAAAUUAUUAUCAAUAUUCCUGAAGCGUUUGAAAAGUACGCUUCAAUUUGGAUUCGGCGGUUAAUGCAAUUGAUAAUUGAAGGGGACAUGUAUGGAAAGGGAAUUAACUAUUUUAUUCAGGACCUUUGCGCUAUAAUAAUUGUUUGGAGUUCCUUCGAAACAUUGGGAUCUUUUGAAGAUAAAGUUUUAAUCUAUAAAUUAAUGGAUUUUUUGAUGAGAAAUGCAUGUAGCGAAAAUCGUGCAGUCCUUCGUAAUAAUCUUCAAGCAAUUAAGGGGAUGUUUGAAGCAUGGCCUGAGAUCAUUGUUGUACCAACACAAGUUAUAUAUGACUAUUUUAGUAGUUCAGACGAAAACCUAAUUAUUACCGGUUUACAAUUAUAUGGAAUCGCAUUAACACAUGAUAAGUCCCUGUUUCAGCAAGAUGUUGGGGUUGACUUUGGUGCUUUGACGGAAGAUAAAUUUUAUUGGGAUCUUACUAGAAAACUAGAUCAUGAAAAAAGCAAUAUACGUUCUCUUGCUGCUGAAGUGUGUGGUAUGGCAUUGAGAAAUUUACGGAAAUACCACUGCUCUGAUGACAAGCUUGGAUAUUUGCUUAAUCCUAUUAUGGAAAAGGUCACUACUUUCUACAAAAAAAUCACAAAUCGACCAACAGACCUCAACACAUUUCUUACUUGCAUACAUCAUAUUUCGAUGCAUGAUCGGCCUACAUCAGAGAAAUUUUUAAAAUAUGCUUUCAAUCUUUUGCCACGUCUAAAUAGUCUCAAUGUUAAGAAAAUUCUUGCUUUGGAGGUCAUUUCAUAUUGCGCUGAGAGCGAUUCAGAUUUGCUUACAAAUUUGGGAAAAAGUCAGCUUCUUGCUUUACUUAGACAUAGGAGUGAUAAUGAACAAUUAGUAGCAUUACGAAUUUUGAAUGGUGUACUGCUCCAAGGAGAUGAAACUUUAAUAGAUUAUUUCUUGGACCCAUUAAUUGAAAGUUUCAGGGAUCACCCUAAUAUAGAUUGUCGAGAAUCAUUUUAUGGCAUCUUGAUUCAGUUAUAUAAAAAAACAUCAGAAGAAAGUAACGUUAAGCAAAAGUUGAAAGUUAGUUUGUUAAGAGGGUUAGCAGAUUUAGAUGAAAAUAUACAACAAACAUUGACAGUAUUUUGGAAGGAUCAACAAGAGCUUUCUCAAGAUACGUUUACUUUAUUAAGAGAACUUGUUGGAAAUCUGUAUUGCUCUGAAAUAGAGACACUCUUUUUACAAUAUUCAUGCUUUUUAUUGCUCGAAGGAUCAAAGAAGAGCAUAGAUUAUAAGAAACCUAUAUUUGAUCAACCUUUGCCUCAAUCCAAUUUUGAUGAUAGUUAUGACAAUAUCGAUACUUCAUGGCGAGUGAGUAAUACUAUGACGCCUCUUUUCGUUAACACACAAAAAAACAAUCCAAAGGCUAAUUAUAAACGAAACAUUCAAGAGGGAUUUGUUCGAGCGACAAAUAAAAAUUAUGCAUUCAGCUUGACAGUUGAUCCAAUGAACUAUGAUAUUGGCUCUCAAUUAACAACUUGGACAUUUACGCAAUCAAAUUUGUUGUUUCCUAUCGGAAAUGCUCCUGUAUUGGGCAAAAGAAAACAGGAUAUCCAAGGCGACACAGACAAAACUUCAAACUCUCAGUAUCAGAAACUACGGAGACGGUUUUUACCGACAUAUUCUGGAACUCAGCAAGAAUAUUAUAAGAAUUUAGCAUAUACGAAGAAAAAAAGAAACGAAAUAUAUAGUUCAAUUAGACCAGAUACUGUUUCAAAACAAGUUUCAAUGUUGCGUCAAUAUCGAGUUGGUGAACUUCCUGAUAUCGAAAUUAAACAUAGUGAUAUUAUCGGUCCAUUACAAGCUUUGGCGCAUAGGGACUUAGAUAUUUCUCGCAUUUUGUUUUCUACAUUAUUUGUUUCUAUUUAUGAUGCCACCAGAGACGAUACAAGCAUGGAUACUAAUGAACAAAUUAAUUACACAAACUCGAUGUCACAAAAUUUCCAGACCAUUUUCAACGCAACAACAUCAUAUUUUCCACCUUUAAUUAGUAGUUGCCUACGAAUAUGUUAUGAAAUUCCCGAUAUCAAAAUUGAUCCUUUUGCCAUUCGAAAGGCUAGUGAAAUUAGUUCUACAGAAUCAAUGGGUAUAGGGUUAAUUGAACAACAUCUAACGCGUAUCACUACUCAAAGGGGACCCAAGAGAGCACGUAUUACAAAUACUGGUCUCGUCGCCGAAAGUAAGCGACCAUGGAUAGAGUUAGCACAUCUUUAUAAAUCAAUCGAUAGUAGUGAUGUGUAUAAGAGCAUAUAUGAAAAUUAUAUUGCUCACAAUCAGUAUACCAAGAAUGCUCUUAACGCUGAAUUAAUAGGUGAUUAUGCAUCAGCGUGUGAAUUUUAUUUGCAAGCAUUAAGCGAGGUAGAAGAUGCUGAUGAUGCUGAGGUCACAAUUUGGGAAGAAGGCAGAUUUGAAUGUUUCGAAAAAUUAUCAAAAUGGGACGACUUGGUCGAAACUGUAUAUGUGGAUAUUGAUUCAGAUUUGGAUAGGCUUUGGGAUCAAGAGUUUCAGUAUCCGUAUCUUCAAUAUUUCAUGCACAGUUUGUUCAAAUUAGUGCAUGGCCAAAAUGAUGCUAGUUACUGUGACAUCUUUUUUAAUUUCAUUGAUCGCUCUUUAUCUGACCAAGAUCGCAAAUCUUUCUUAACUGCCCAAUAUCCGAUUGAACUCGCGUUAACAUCAAUAACGCGUAAUGAUACAGAUCAAGCGCUUUUUUAUAUUAGAAAAGCAUAUGAUAAUUUCUUGUUUACAUGGUCUACUUUGCAUCCGUUAGCAUCUAGCACGCGAUUGAGUAAGCUUAGUUCUUUGCAACAGAUUGUUGAGAUGGAAGAGUAUUUGAAUUUGUCCCAAUCAUCUGAGAAAUCAGAAAAAUGGGAAAAGCUGAUUAGUCAAUGGAAGAACAGGUAUCCAUCAAAACGGCUUGAUCCUAGCAAUAGUUGGGAUGAUAUAAUAACAAGUCGUCACUCGCUCCUUGGUUCAAUGACAAAAUUACUACAAGGAGAUAUGCACUUCGAUGAGGUUAAAAGUUCACUGGAACGUGAUGGCUUACUUAAAAUGGCAUCUGCGGCAAGAGUUCAAGGCAAUUUUGAAGUUGCCCGGGUUUGUCUCAACAAAACAAGGCAAUCUAAACUUUGUGACAAUAAUGAACUGGCUUAUCAUCAAUUGAAACUUAAUCUUCAAGAAGCUUUGACCAUCGUUAACCUUGAAAAAAAAUUAAGUAUCUUGGUAGCGAUGACUGAUGAAUUUAAAAAAGUGCAGAUUAUGGAUGUAGAAACUAAUAUGAAAAAUCGUGUGAUUGAAAGCGAAACGUAUUCAACGUUAGCAGCCGUACUUGACAAUAAUGAAAGUCGGGAUUUAACACAUUCUAUUCAACAUCGUAAAGCACAUUUUAUCGUUGAAGGUUAUAAUCUUUUAAAAGAUACAGCCGAGGAAGCUGCUUCACACCUUAAGCCUUUGAACCGAGCCAAAAUAUUUGUUAAAUUUGCAAAGUUCUGUGAUUAUUACUUGCGGAAUUUAGAAUCGACCGAUGGGGACCAAAAAAGAGCUUCUUUUGAUAGUGAAUUGUACGCAUCUACAGUCGUCCAAUAUGUUUUAAAAGCAAUGGAAGAAUGUUCGAAGGAUGCAUCUGAAUUAUUUCCGAGAUUGCUUCAGAUAAUUAUUAUAUAUGAUAAUACACAAUCAACUUUUAAGCAAAUGGUAUCGUCGUUUAGCCCUGUAUGGAAAUUUAUUCGUUGGAUUCCUCAGAUUGUUGCCAUUUUAGACAAACCGAUUGCACACUGCGUUUUUCCAAUAUUGUACAAUCUUGCAGAGCAAUAUCCAAAAAGUCUUUACUAUCCAUUAAAAAUUAGCAGUGAACAUUACAAUUUUGAUGAAAAAUCCAAAGAGUCGGAAAUUAACAAGUCAAGAGUUCAAAACCUUAACCAAUUGAUAAAAUGUGAAAUAACAGAUACUUUGAUUGCUGAAUUGCAAAGACUUACUGAUUCAGAAGUUCAUUUUGGGAAUUGGAUCCAGACAGUUUUUACUACAGAAACUGACCAAUAUGAAGAAAUUAAAAAUUCUUUUCAAAAAAUGAGGACUUUUCUCUUGGAUAUUCAGAAUCCUCAUUAUGGGCUCCUUUUAUUACCUAAAGAAUUUGCAAACCGGCACGCUGAACAUUUGAUAAAAUCCUGUGGAAGAGAUGGAUCUAAAUUAGCAAGGUUUCCUCAGUCAGAAUUUCGAGAAAAAGUUUGGGACUAUUAUAUGAAAAAUAUAAAGCGUGGUGGUGAAAAGAAAUCGCCAUCUGUUGCAAAUCUACUUAAAUCGUAUUCUAAAUGGCUUGCAGACUUUUCUUCUUCAAACUGUGAUGAAGAAAUUGAAAUACCAGGCCAGUAUGAUGGAUUAAGCAUUCCAGAUCCUAGUCGACACAUAAAGAUUGCUUAUUUUGAUCCCAAAGUUUUGGUCUUGAAUUCUUUAAGGAAACCUAAAAAAAUUGUUAUUAUUGGAACAGAUGGCAAAGAAUAUCCAUUUCUAGUGAAAGGAGGAGAAGAUUUACGAUUAGAUCAAAGAGUUCAGCAAUUAUUCACAGUUAUGAAUGAGUUAAUGCACAAGGAUUUCUUCUGCUCUCAACGUAAAAUCGAAUUGAUUACAUAUAAGGUCGUUCCAAUUACUGGUAGCUUGGGCAUAAUUGAAUGGAUAAAUGAUACUAAACCAUUACGGUCAUUUAUUGAGAAAGAACUUUCCGAUACUUCAGUCAUUGGAAAUACUCAAAAUGAACAUAUGAAUUGGGUGAAUAAAUAUAAUGGAUAUCCUAAUGUUAUGAAAAAAGCUCCCAGGGAUGAUAUUAUUAAACACCUGGCGACUUUACAUAGUAUGAUAAAUAGAGAUCUUUUAAAAACAGCAUUGUAUAAGCUUGCUGCAUCACCUGAAGUUCAUUUAGCAAUCCGUAAUGAAUUUGUUAAAAAUCUAGCGGCAAUUAAUAUUUGUGGUUAUUUAAUUGGAAUUGGUGACCGUCACUUGGAAAAUUAUUUGAUUGACCUUACUAAAGGGUCAUUGAUUUCCAUUGAUUUUGGUCACGCAUUUGGCUCUGCGACUGAAACACUUGAAGUUCCAGAAUUGGUACCAUUCCGGCUUACUAGGCAGUUUGAAAGUAUAAUGGAACCGCUCGGAUCACGAGGCCUUUUGGAGUAUCCAAUGACAAAAAUAAUGCAAUCUAUGCAAGCACACAAAGAUAUAUUGCUUAAUGCAAUGGAGAUCUUUGUUAAAGAGCCACUAUUGGAUUGGCAAACUAGAGCAAGAAAUCAAGCACGACAACAAAAAAAUGCAGGAAGUAGUGAAUUUGAUGAAAGUUCACAAACAUCUGAAUGGUAUCCACGCCAAAAAUUGGACAUUGCUAGACGCAAACUUGAGGGUGAAAAUCCUGUUUAUCUUGUUUGUGAAGAGUUGGCGUUUGGUCAUUCAAAGAAACUAUUUUUUGAGAAUAUUCAAAAAAUCGCUAGAGGAGAUCGGGAACAUAAUAUUAGAGCUCGUGUACCACAAAAAUGUGGCAGUAUUAAAGAACAAGUUGAAUGCUUGAUUGAUUUGGCAAGUGAUCCUGUUGUUCUUGGCAUUAUGUGGGUCGGAUGGUUGGGUUGGUUUUAA
Cetraspora pellucida is the source of this 12195-nucleotide messenger RNA. The record is from the annotation of a GenBank genome assembly. NCBI's taxonomy places the organism in Eukaryota, Fungi, Glomeromycota, Glomeromycetes, Diversisporales, Gigasporaceae.